GUUGUAUGCAUUCUCUGCAGUGGACAACCAGCACUUGCAGUAUCUGUGGGACUGGAGUCAGCACAAUCUGACCAUUAGAGCUGGAAAAUUGUUCUUCCGUUUCAAUCCCAAGCUUUGCAUGUCUGAGAUCCAGAAAAUGUGGGAAAAGACUGGUGUUAAGGAAAAGAUGGAAGAGGACGAUGCUCGUAGCAAUGGAGAACGAGCAAGUUGUGAGAGUUAUAUUCUAAAGUUCAAAUCCAACCACACUCAGAGUACUCGGAUAAAGCUCACUUGGGAGCGAUAUCGACCGCCUGACUACAGAGACCUCAUCAGCUUCAUCGUGUAUUACAAGGAGGCACCAUUCCAGAACAUCACAGAAUUCGAUGGACAAGAUGGAUGUGGCUCUAAUAGCUGGAACAUGGUGGAUGUAGACCUUCCUCAGGACAAAUCGGCAGACCCAGGGGUAUUGCUGUCCCCUCUUAAACCCUGGACACAAUAUGCCAUCUUUGUGAAAGCUGUCACCCUGGUUGUAGAGGACAAGCACAUUCUGGGGGCUAAGAGUGAGGUGGUCUAUAUCCGCACUAAUGCAUCAGCGCCGUCAAUGCCCCUCGAUGCCCGGUCAUAUGCCAACUCCUCCUCAUCCCUGAUGGCGAAGUGGUCUCCUCCCAUCUCUCCCAACGGAAACAAAACCUUCUACCUGCUCCGUUGGCAGCAGCAGGCAGAAGACCGUGAACUUUACCAGCAUAACUACUGCUCUAAAGAGCUAAAAAUUCCCAUCCGCAUCUCAGCCACGGCUUUGUCAGACAUGGAGGGCGAAACAAAGCCCACCAAAUCAGAUGUUGGCGGGGGUGAGAAGGGCUGCUGCCCCUGCCCAAAAACCAAGGAGGACCUAAAGGCAGAAGCUGAAGACCGAUCUUACCGAAAAGUCUUCGAGAACUUCUUGCACAACUCCAUCUUCACACCCAGACCUCCUGACAGGAAGCGGCGAGACCUGUUUGGAGUGGCUAAUGGCACACUGCUGCAGAGUGCAAGCAGGAACAACACAGGAACGGAGAGUAACAUCACUGACCCAAAGCUGCAUGAGAAAGAGUACCCUUUCUCCGAGGACAAAGUCUAUACAGAGUUCAUGGAGAUAUCCAACCUGCAGCCCUUCACCGUGUACCGCAUCGACAUCCACGCCUGUAACUAUGAGAUCCACCGUUGCAGUGCGGCAGCUUUUGUGUUCUCUAGAACCAAACCAGCAGACAAAGCGGAUGAUAUUCCCGGCACUGUAACUCAGGAGAGGGAUGAGAGGGGAGAAGGAACAGUGCUGCUGCGGUGGCCUGAACCUCAUCACCCUAAUGGACUGAUCCUCAUGUAUGAGAUCAAAUAUCGCCUGGGAACUGAGCCUGAGAAGCAUGAGUGUGUAUCACGGCAGCAGUACAGAGUGCUGCGAGGAGCUCAGCUUAGCAAUUUGCCCUCUGGAAAUUAUUCUGCCCGGGUCAGAGCAACAUCUUUGGCUGGGAAUGGGUCUUGGACUGAACCAGUGUCCUUCUAUGUGCCACCCCCUAAAAGAAAUUAUGAUAAUGCCUUCUAUCUGGCCAUCAUUAUUCCUGUUAUAGUGCUACUGUUGCUCACUGCAGUGAUCUCCGUUGUCGUCUUUGUUACCAAAAAGAGGAAUAGUGACAGGUUAGGAAAUGGUGUGCUAUAUGCUUCUGUAAACCCUGAAUACUUCAGUCCUUUUGAAAUGUAUGUACCAGAUGAAUGGGAAGUGGCUCGGGAGAAAAUCACUAUGUGUCGUGAGCUGGGUCAGGGCUCCUUUGGUAUGGUGUAUGAGGGCAUCGCAAAAGGCGUCGUCAAAGAUGAACCUGAGACCAGAGUGGCCAUCAAGACUGUAAAUGAAUCCGCCAGUAUGCGUGAACGCAUCGAGUUCUUGAACGAAGCUUCAGUUAUGAAGGAGUUCAACUGUCACCAUGUGGUGCGACUUUUGGGUGUGGUUUCACAAGGCCAGCCCACUCUAGUUAUAAUGGAGCUGAUGACACGGGGUGAUCUGAAGAGCUACUUGCGUUCUCUCCGUUCCAAAGAGCAGGGCUCUAGCAGCCAGUCAUUGCCUCCGCUGAAGAAGAUGAUUCAGAUGGCUGGUGAGAUAGCAGAUGGGAUGGCAUACCUCAAUGCCAACAAGUUUGUCCAUCGGGACCUGGCUGCUAGAAACUGCAUGGUUGCUGAUGACUUCACAGUUAAAAUCGGAGACUUUGGCAUGACAAGAGACAUCUACGAGACUGAUUACUAUCGCAAAGGAGGCAAAGGGCUGCUGCCAGUGCGCUGGAUGUCACCGGAGUCUUUGAAAGAUGGAGUGUUCACAACAAAUUCUGAUGUCUGGUCGUUCGGCGUGGUUUUAUGGGAGAUUGCCACUUUAGCUGAGCAGCCAUACCAGGGCAUGUCCAAUGAGCAGGUACUGCGCUUCGUCAUGGAGGGAGGACUUCUGGAUAAACCGGACAACUGUCCUGACAUGCUGUUUGAAUUGAUGAGGAUGUGCUGGCAGUACAACCCUAAGAUGCGACCGUCUUUUCUAGAGAUCAUCAACAGCAUAAAAGAAGAACUGGAGCUGCCCUUCCGGGAGGUUAGCUUUUUCUACAGUGAGGAGAACAAACCACCCGACACUGAGGAACUGGACAUGGAGGUGGAGAACAUGGAGAACGUUCCACUGGAUCCUGCUUCUAUGAUGGCCCCCUCCUCUCAGGGGAGCACAGGGGCUCAGACACAUAGUCCACAGCCAUUCUCCCCAGCUCAGGGGCCAGGGACACCGAUGGGGUCUGCCCCGACCCCCUCCACCACACCGCCCUCCUCCUCAGCCUCUCCGGGCCUGGCCUUAGACAAGCACUCAGGACAGGUAGCAGCAAAUGGGCCAGUGGUGGUGCUGGGGCCGGCGUUCGACGAGACGCAGCCCUACGCGCACAUGAACGGAGGGAGGAAGAACGAGCGAGCGCUGCCACUGCCUCAAUCAUCGGCCUGCUGAUCAUGACUGCUCAGUCUCCCUCUACUCCUCACACAGGGUACCCACAUUUCCCUCACCCUUUUGUCUAUUUCGUCAUGUUUCUUUCGUUCUCGAGGCAUCAAAACCCAUGGUUGGCCGUGGUGACGAUAACUAGUUGGACUGUGUCCUGUCUGGAUGUCUGAGGAUCAUUUUGUUCAAAUGAUUUUGAAUGACUGAGGAUGUUUAGGGUGAUUGGUGACUACAAACCUACAAGAACUCUUGCAAUAUUUAAGAUUUCAGAACAAACCACCACAUAUAGAGAGCCCUGGCUUUCACUUGUGUGAAAAAAACUGUUUUAAUGUUUCUAAAUGAAGAAAACCUGCCAGUUCAUUGUGAAACAAGAGAGACAAGCAUAUUAGCCAGCAAGCCCAGCCCGUGAACACUUUCAGGGUGCGUACGAGAAACAAAUUACACAUUCCCCUCCUCAGCGCAAGUACUUUUCUUCAACUAAAACUGUCUUUGUCAUCACAUUUCUCUUUCAAGAUGCUGCAGAAACUUUCUUAGCUGCGAUCGCUUGUUCUCAAUCAGUGAUUGGUCACAUUACUGGUUGAUCCACCCUUCUACUUAAACCAUUUCAAGGGUGUUUGUUAGAGAGUGAGGUGGGCUUUUUUGGAACUGCCAAAUUUUUUGCCAAAUCAAAUGUUCUUUUUUUAUUAAAAAAAAAAAAAAGUUAUUUAUCAUUACCUAACCCCCUAUUCAUAGCCGAUUUUUCGAGGUUGCACUUUAAAGUAGCGCAAUCAAGGGACUAAACUCUCAUACUGUCUUUUAUGGGGGAUUUCUGGACCUCAUCUUUUACAAUCAGCUUGAGUUUGUAAAUCUUUCCCCUUUCCCCCUUUUAUAUGGCUCUCAUCUCCGACUAUUGCAUUGCAGUUCCUGCUGAACCCACCAUCUGUGAGCUGAGCCUCUGUGAGAGCGAUCUCUCAAGUCAAAAGAAAAGAUCGCGGCACUAAUCACGAAGGUGAAGAGAUUGGUGCACUGCAGAGAGGUGAUAUGAAUUAUAAGGGAUUGGCUCGAUCACGAAGCAAACUGAAAACAGGGACUUCAUUUGUUUCGACAUCUGUUUUGAGAGAUGAGUGAGGCAUUGUACACA
Sinocyclocheilus rhinocerous is the source of this 4082-nucleotide messenger RNA. RefSeq names its product insulin-like growth factor 1 receptor. The annotation marks the transcript as partial. Lineage: Eukaryota; Metazoa; Chordata; Actinopteri; Cypriniformes; Cyprinidae. The record is from RefSeq and is a predicted model, not a curated record. Gene Ontology annotation, biological process: regulation of JNK cascade; insulin-like growth factor receptor signaling pathway; positive regulation of MAPK cascade. Gene Ontology annotation, cellular component: axon; insulin receptor complex; plasma membrane. Gene Ontology annotation, molecular function: insulin receptor substrate binding; insulin receptor activity; ATP binding. The transcript has 16 exons.